Molecule: messenger RNA, 1386 nt
Organism: Arachis duranensis
Lineage: Eukaryota; Viridiplantae; Streptophyta; Magnoliopsida; Fabales; Fabaceae
Product: stearoyl-[acyl-carrier-protein] 9-desaturase 6, chloroplastic
Exons: 3
Coding region: 21-1217 (398 amino acids)
Biological process (GO): fatty acid biosynthetic process
Cellular component (GO): chloroplast stroma
Molecular function (GO): stearoyl-[ACP] desaturase activity
Source: RefSeq, a predicted model, not a curated record
UGGCAGUGCAAGCAACGGUGAUGUUCACGCCCAAGAGGGUAUCACCUGCAUGCAACAAUAACGAUUCCCAUCACAGACAGUCCAAAAUAUCCAAACUCUGUUCUCCACCACAUGCAAUCUCACUAAGACAGGCAUAUGCACCUACACUACUUCCAAAUGCACCUUCUUCAACCCCCAAAACCCCUAAGACGACACACUCAAUGGCACCAGAGAAGAUUGAAGUUUUCAAGUCACUUGAGGGUUGGGCUUCACAGUGCAUCUUGCCUCUUGUCAAGCCCGUCGACCAAAGCUGGCAGCCCCAUGAUUUGUUACCAGACUCGUCCCUUCCGGUGGACGACUUCAAUAAUCAGGUGAGGGCCCUAAGAGAGCGGACUGCUGAGCUUCCAGAAGAUUAUUUAGUGGUUUUGGUGGGUGACAUGAUCACUGAGGAUGCUUUGCCCACCUAUCAAACAUGGAUCAACCAGCUCGAUGGCGUUGGGGACAAGACGGGCUCGUGCACAAGCCCAUGGGCAGUGUGGUCUCGGGCUUGGACCGCGGAGGAGAACAGGCAUGGAGACUUGCUCAAAACCUAUCUGUACCUUUCGGGUCGAGUUGAUAUGCUUAUGAUUGAGAGGACCAUCCAUCACUUGAUUGCGGCUGGCAUGGAUUGGAAAACUGACAACAAUCCGUACAUGGGAUUUGUGUACACAUCAUUUCAAGAACGAGCCACUUUCAUUUCACAUGGCAACACGGCUCGACUUGCCAAAGAGAACGGCGAUCCAGUGCUUGCACGAAUAUGCGGCACCAUUGCUGCAGACGAAAAGCGCCAUGAGAAUGCAUACCAAAGGAUUGUCGAGAAGCUUCUAGAAGUGGACCCCAGUGUGACAAUGCUGGCAAUAUCAAAUAUGUUGCGUAAAAAUAUCACAAUGCCAGCACACUUGAUGCACGAUGGGAGGGAUCCACACCUCUUUGAUCACUUCUCUGCAGUGGCACAACGACUUGGUGUAUACACAGCCGCUGAUUAUGCUGACAUUUUGGAGUUCUUGAUCCAACGGUGGGAAUUAGAGAAGAUACAGGGAUUAACGAGUGAGGGAAGGCGUGCACAGGAUUUUGUGUGUGGCCUUUCACCUAGAAUUAGAAGGUUACAAGAACGCGUAGAUAAAAGAGCACGUAAAAUGGAGCCACAGGGUGUCAAAUUUAGUUGGAUCUUCAAUAAAGAGGUGCCCUUGCUGGUAUAAAAAAUAAACAAAUUUUUGCAUUUUAGAAUUGAUUUUGGUGAAAUUUAUUUCAUCAAAAUUGAUUUUAGUUAAAGAGUGAUUCUAAUUAAUAAAGUACUAUAUCUAUGUCAAUGUCAAUUUUGUUGUAUUACUAUUAUUACUACAUGUCAGUUAAAUGAUGAAAGAUAAA